Messenger RNA from Penicillium olsonii, 828 nucleotides. NCBI's taxonomy places the organism in Eukaryota, Fungi, Ascomycota, Eurotiomycetes, Eurotiales, Aspergillaceae. The record is from the annotation of a GenBank genome assembly.
AUGUCGGCAGCGGCUGGUUUUGCGCUAGUAACACCUGCCUCAAGGGGCUUGGGGUUUGCCUUUGCACAGCAACUAUUGACACGCACCGAGCUCCCUGUCAUCGCAACAGCCCGCAAAGACUGCAAAGGGACCCGGGAGAGAUUACUCUCCAGCGAAGGAGUGCCCAGGGAUUCGGCGAAAAGACUACGCGUCCUCAAGGUCGAUGUCACAGAUGAAUCCACGAUAUCCGCAAUGGCAGACACAAUCAAACAGGAGUUCCCAGACACGCCUAUGAGGUUGGGUCUGACGAUCCCUGGCACUCUGCACGUCGAAAAAUCACCAAGUCAAAUUGACGCCACCAAAGCACUGGAUAGCUUCCAAGUCAACUCCCUCGGCCCAUUGUUACUCAUGAAGCACCUCACGCAAUUUGUCCCACUCAGAUCCGCGCCCGCGUUCGCAAGCGAUUCGAGCGGCACAAAUUCCCCGAAUUCUUUGUCACUGCCUUCACAUGCUAUCUAUGCUAUGAUGGCGGCUCGCGUUGGUUCGAUCUCCGACAACAGUUCGGGCGGGUGGUACUCUUAUCGCGCGAGCAAGGCAGCGGUCUUCCAGCUGGCCAAGUCGUUUGAUUUGUACUUGCGGACGAAGAGCGCGGAGCGGGCGAUCGCAGUUGCGUUGCAUCCUGGGACUGUUCGGACGGAGUUCACGAAAGAUUUCUGGGGAGGGAGGGACAUGCUGGAGCCAGGCGAUGCAGCGACCAGACUGUUGGAAGUUCUUUCUGGGUUCUCGUCGGAGCCGAAAGGAGGAAGAGGAAGGUGUUGGGAUUGGAAGGGUAAGGAGGUCGUGCCGUGA